UCGGUGUUAGAACUGCAUCGGAUAUGUGCCAGAAAUAUUCUAGAAAUAUGAUUAUACUAUGGCUAGUUGCAUUGGGAACUGCACUAUGCGUGGCGAGUGAUGAAUUCCGUAGUCUCAUCCACGAAGGAGAUCUCAAAAUAUCUGAUGAUGAAUAUACCAAGUACAUCAUACCAUCUGGUUAUCCUCCACACAAAUUUCAAAAACAACCAAAACUUUUUUUAGAAGACUUCAUCAAUCAAGACAAUGAAUAUUACAAAGUACUGAGCCGGCAUGUGGAAGCUGGUCAUACUAUGAAGGGACUUACAUUUAAUAUAUAUGACGACAAUAUGAGGGAAGCCACCAUUGCAUUAUUUCGCCUAUUGCAGUACUCUGAAGAAGACAAAAUUGACAGCAUAAAAGAAUGGGCCUCUCAGACUAUCAACAGUGAUAUGUUUAAUUAUGCAUUGAUCCUGACAUCGUUGUUUAGAGUCGAUGUACUCAAAGAACUUGAACCUCCUUUUAUAACAAAGCCUUAUUACUUUGUUAACAGUGAAACCAUUAGGAAAGCGUUUAAACUAAAAGUUAAUAACGGCAAAUUCAAUCCACAAGAGGCACAAGUACAACAAUUUUAUAGAACAAAUGAUUUAAUAUCAAUCAACACGAACUAUUCAAGCUGGAACCUGUGGAAUAAUGAGUGCAGAGACAAUUUAGAUUAUUUCAGAGAAGAUAUAGGUCUCAAUAGUUACUAUUUUGGGGUCCAUAUCCUUUAUCCGUUUUGGAUGAACAACGAUGAGUUGACUGGAAUUGAUUCAAAUUAUGCUGAAAAAUAUUACUUUAUUCAUCAACAAUUAAUAGCAAGAUAUAAUUUAGAAAAAGAGCAUCUUAAAUAUCUCAAUGUCUCCGACCAAAGUAAAUGCUAUGAUGAUUUUACACCACAUCUGUCUUAUGAGAAUGGGCUGUCAUUUCCAACAAGAACUAAUAUUCGUAGAGAAUGGAGUGAGGACUAUGGCCGCAUAAAGUCAAUCGAUAUUGCUAUCAAAGAAUGCAUCACAAGAGGUUUAAUAUUUAUGGACAACGGAACGAAGAUUUAUCUUAACGAAGACAAUUAUGUUGAUCUACUUGCAAAGCUAAUUCGAGCUAACUUUGAGGGCACACAAACAGCUAAAAUACUAAGAUCCCUAUUUGGAUACGGAGGCGAUGGUUAUCCGAGUGACAGAUAUAAUCCUGCCCCAUCAGUUUUACACCAUCCGCAAACAUCUUUGCGUGACCCGAUAUAUUGGUAUUUGAUCCAAAGUUUAUUGAAAUACUUUGAAGAGUUUUCAAAGACAUUAGAACCUUACAACUUUUCUAAAUAUCAAAGUGAUGAAUACAAUAUUAUUGACAAUACUUUUACAAAAAUUACUACGUAUUACGAAUUCUAUCAAUUUAAUAUUGGCAAUAUUUUUAAUAGUGAUAAUUAUGAUUUAAGAAGUUCGUCCUUGACAUAUGCUGCCAGACAAAAAAGACUUAAACAUACUCCAAUAAGUUUUUCUUUUACAAUAGAUGCCAAAUCUAAUAAAACGUCAUUGAUUAAACUAUUUUUAGGCCCAAGGUGCCAUGCUCUAAAUUGUUUUGAUGAAUUUUCUAGAUUCUUUGAAUUAGAUUCAUUCACUUAUGAACUUGAUGAAGGUUUAAAUAUUGUAAGAUGGUCACCUGAGUAUACGGGUAAAUUUUCAUUUGAUGAUUUAUUUAACUUAGAAUUAAAAUCAGUAAGAAAAAAUAAAUAUUGCUUAUUCAGAUUUCCUGAAAAUAUGAUUAUUCCGAGAGGUUUGGAACAAGGUUUAAAUUUAACAUUAUUCAUUUUAGUAACACCUAUCGAUGAGAAUAGUGAUUUUGAAUAUCUUUCAAAUCCAUUAGGAUUCCCCUUCCACAGAAAAGCAUUAGUUAAUAACUUUUUCGAUUUUAAUAAUUACAAAUUCUUUAAUAUUACAAUUUAUCACAAAGAAAAUUCGAAACACGCUAAUGGAUACUUUUCAUCUCAUCUCAACUAAUAUUAUUUUUUAUGCAGUUUACAUUCAAUUUUUUUUUUUUUUGGAAAAGGAUAAAACGAUAGAAUGAUUCAUUUGUACUAUUUAUGCAGUUGAUACAUUUAUGCACACAUUUAUUUUUUUGGAAAAAAUUGGAUGAAAUAAUAAAAUGAUUUAUUUA
This is a messenger RNA of Melitaea cinxia (Glanville fritillary), 2166 nucleotides long. Its product is annotated as arylphorin subunit alpha-like. The transcript has 6 exons. The coding region runs from base 24 to 2009 and encodes 661 amino acids. The record is from RefSeq and is a predicted model, not a curated record. NCBI's taxonomy places the organism in Eukaryota, Metazoa, Arthropoda, Insecta, Lepidoptera, Nymphalidae.